AUGGUUAGACUCUGCGAGAGGAGGAUGAAGUUCAUCUUGGCCGCCACGGUCAUCGUGGGCUCCUUGUUUUUCCUCGCCUUCCCCAAUGGCUCAUUGGCGGAGGAGAAGAAGAAAGGCUCCAAAGUAACCGCCAAGGUGUACUUUGACAUAAAAAUUGGAGAGGAGAAAGCUGGAAGGAUCGUCAUCGGAGUGUUUGGGAAGACUGUUCCCAAGACUGUGGAGAACUUUAUGGCCUUGGCAACAGGAGAGAAAGGAUUCGGCUACAAAGGCAGCAAGUUCCAUCGGGUCAUCAAACAGUUCAUGAUCCAGGGAGGAGACUUCACCAGAGGAGACGGAACCGGCGGCAAAAGCAUUUACGGCGACCGAUUCGCCGACGAGAACUUCAAGCUGAAGCAUUACGGCCCCGGCUGGCUCAGCAUGGCCAACGCUGGCAAAGACACCAAUGGCUCGCAGUUCUUCAUCACCACUGUGAAGACCAGCUGGCUGGACGGCAAACACGUCGUCUUUGGAAAAGUACUCGAGGGAAUGGAUGUCGUGCACAAGAUCGAAGACACAAAGACGGACAGCCGCGACAAGCCCGUCAAAGACGUCGUCAUCGACGACUGCGGCGUGAUCGAAGUGGACGAGCCCUUCGCCGUCGCCAAGGAGUAA
Molecule: messenger RNA, 651 nt
Organism: Nerophis lumbriciformis (worm pipefish)
Lineage: Eukaryota; Metazoa; Chordata; Actinopteri; Syngnathiformes; Syngnathidae
Source: RefSeq, a predicted model, not a curated record